AUGAUACUAACAAAGGAGAACAGAGAAAUAAAGGCAAAUACUGAUACUAAUAAGAAUGAUGAUAAAACAAUUGCUGCAGAAAUUCAAGCUCAAGACGCAAAGAGAGUGCAAUACAUCACAGGCAUACAACAAAGAGGGAAUAUUGAUCUUCCAUUUCAUUAUAUACCGUUAUAUUGUCUCCAGUGGCGGACGCACGUUGGGACAAGAGGGGUCGCACGACCCCUUGGGAUGCCGGAAAUACGGCUGUGGACUCCAUGUGCGACCCAGAAAACCGACCCUUUGUGUGCACACAAGGUGCUCGGUGAAAGUCUCCUAUGGGUAAUGGAGAGAAAGAAAGUGAUGGGGAGGGAGAGAAGAGAAGAAGAAGAAGAAGAAGAAGAAGAAAGAAAGAAAGGGAAAAAACAAGAAAAAAGAGUGAAGAUAGAUGGGGAUGGAGUGGCGGGGAGGCUGGGAAGAAAGAACGAGAGGAAGAAGAAAGAAAAUUCUAUAUAUACUAAAACCUAA
This is a messenger RNA of Prunus armeniaca (apricot), 504 nucleotides long. NCBI's taxonomy places the organism in Eukaryota, Viridiplantae, Streptophyta, Magnoliopsida, Rosales, Rosaceae. The record is from the annotation of a GenBank genome assembly.